This is a messenger RNA of Ectocarpus siliculosus, 2851 nucleotides long. NCBI's taxonomy places the organism in Eukaryota, Phaeophyceae, Ectocarpales, Ectocarpaceae. The record is from the annotation of a GenBank genome assembly.
ACAUGUCACCUUUGCCGAGGCUGACGUUUCCGAGCUGCGCACUACUUGGUGUGGUGCUUUUGACGACGCAGCAAUGCGCAAACACGGCGAGGCACCCCAUCUGCCGGAUGUUGGAGGAUGGAGAAGGGCACCGAAGACCGACCCGGCCCUCAGCUCCGCAGCCGUACAGGUGUGAUGGUGACCACGCCGAGGCACUGUGCUCAAAACUCCAUGACGAUUGCUCCAUCCCGACGGUGACCGGUGCUCACCGCACGGAACACGGGGGAGUCACCGGCUGUGGUGACACUGCAUCAGCUGGAACGCUUCGCGAAGUAUUUCCGUCUGGAACUCGACAAGAGGAUGUGCGAUUAUCGGUACCCCCGCAGCAUAUUUGGUGGGCAUGUAAGGGUACACGAAGGUCAUCUGCAGGCGAUGUGGGCGACGUAGGAGACGCUGCAUGGGUUGACUGCGAUGGCUACUACGCUUUCGGUCGCCAAGAGGUCAACCCCACCUGUCGAUCGGAACCAGACGAAAAAGGCAGCGAGUGGUUCGGAUUGCUGUCCGCAAACAAUCCAGAGAAUCCAGAGUUCAUCCAAUCAGGAAGAGUCGAAGGCCUGCCCAACCCCAGAAACCUGGAGCUUUUGGAAGCCGACAGAGGGCAGAGCUUCGAGGAGGUGUCAUCUUCAUCAAGCGGUGGAGUACCAGUAGCUCAGGGGGCUGCCAGCCAAGGCGGUGGAGUAGCCGCGGUGCAAGGGGCUGCCAACCAACUCGUACACGCCCCCGCCGACAGUGAAUGCGACGAGUUGUGGCGCACAUGGCCAGCAAUGCAGGAAAGCGCCAUCGCCAACGGCACGGUUGUGGUCUUCGAUCUGGUGUCACGGGUGGGAAACGCGUUCAUGGACUUGAGAAAUAUCAUUCAGGUGGCCCGUUGGCUUGAGCUGGGCCUAGUUGUAAAUUGGAAGGGUUUCCAGGGGUUUCGAGACGCGUUUGACACGGGCGAACUCAAGUGGGACAUCGACACUGAGCCAUUCCGUCGAAGAGCAAAGGCGAUCAGUCGAGGUGUAAAUCCGUCUGGCUUUCACUUGUUCUGGUUCUACGACGGCUUUAUGGUCCUGUGCGACCACCAGCUCACGAUGUUGGCGUCGAAGAUGGGCAUCGCGAUACAACAUCCAGACGCCAUGGUGCUUCAGCUGAAAAAGGUGUUUCCCGUGAAGAUUCGGUAUUGGAUCAGCGGCCGGUUGCAAAACGGACUGCCUGCUUCCCAACCCUGUACGUGGAACAUGUUCGUGAAACGCAGCGCUUCGAUGAUGAGGAGCUUGGAGGUCUACAACCCUUGGAGAGUGGAAGGCAGCUCAAUGUCCCGGUUCCAAAAAUACGUCGCUUUUCAGAUACGAACGACCGAGGGAGAAACCGCAGGGUCUUUUGACCCGAAAAUCCACACCUACAUCUUCAACAAUUUGCGAUCGACCGUGGUGUGUAAUUGGUACUUCACGGCAACGGAGGAGGCGAAGGGCGUCUGCCCUGCUGCUUUCAAUGCGGACGAGGGCGAUGUUCCGCUCUUCAUCUCUUCCAACAGCAUCGUCCUUCUCCGGCACAGCUGUUCAGAUGAAGGGCAUGAACUGCUUCGAAGCGAAGGUUUCUGUCGAAAUGCCUAUCAGCGGUUUUUAUGUGUGCGUGCCCGCGGGGUGUUGAAUCAAUGUCGUUUUUGCCGUGGACUACACGAGGAAGCGUCGGAUAGGCCCUCGCCAUGAAGAUGGCCUGGUAGCAUUCUCUAGUUGAUGUUUCGGUCGGGGCGUUCGGCUGGGGUCUCUGAUAACUAUUUCCGGUGUACUUUCUCCUAGCGGGCUCGUUGUUCAAGUGAUGCCGCAAACGUGUUGCUCUUCCCGCUUCGGGGGGAUCCACGCGCGUAUAAAUGUAAUUAUUGUAGGACUGGUACCCACUUAUGCAUAGGAAUUUCCUUUUAGAAACUGGGCUCCGUCCCUCCUCGUAGUCGAGACAUUGCCAACAUUUGUUUCUUCUUGUUCGUUGUGGCUUGGUCAUUUGUAUCAUCUACUUCUAAACAACAGUGCGGGUAAAAUCCCUUGUAACAUUAUCAUUUAGUUUUAUGGAGCUUAGAUUUGUUUCGCUCGGUAGGAUGGUAAGUGUCCCGGCUGGACACUUUUGGAGAGAUAGGUCCCCUUCCGUGUGAGAAAUUUCGUGUGUACAAUAUCUGGUUUGAAUUAUCAAACGGGCGUGACCGUGGCCUGCGCUGCUAGACAUGGCGUCGAGGGCGUUUGUUUCUGGAAUACGUUGGUCAGGCGUUUUAUCUGCCGUGUUGAAGGCUCGUGUUGUUACAGAGCGACCCCAGACAGGUUUUUCCUGAAAACCCUAGCGGUGAAUAGACUAACCGUGGUUGGGUGGUGCAAGGGUAUUGCAAUUUACAAUGUGAGGCGACAGUCGGAAUGUUCUACAUUCGACCUGAUAUGGAGCCCAGCCGCGUUGGUAUUCAGAGAGUGAGAAGUAAAGGUGUUGGGCUUAAGACUGCACAGAUUUGUAUGCUUUCUUCUAUUUUUUGGUUCAAGUUUACUGGGUGUACUAUUUUCUUUUAGGUUUGUUUGGUUUACCGAGUCAAAGCACGUCAGGCGUGUGAGCUGUUGAGCUUGGCAAACGUCACAAGUGGCAGCUGGCUGCAAGCUGUGGGCUGGUCCUGCUGCCUGCUUUUAUUUUCAUCUUUCAUCACCCCUGGAUGACACUGGUGUGCUCUCAUGAGCCCACUCCGGAGGGAUCCCUUGUACCAAAGUGUGAAUGACUCGCUGGGUCUGUUUUCAGAAUAGUGAACCCGUGGCGUUUAGGUACACACGUCAUGGUACGUAAAAUUUAUGUAGCAAUCUUC